AUGAAAAGCAUUUGGAAAAUUUUGAGUUGUGAGAUACCUGAGGCGGGUGAGAGAUUCAACCAGGCUUUAAGUCCUGAGGUGGUUGUGAAAUUCUAUUCUGAGUUGCCUGAGAUUUUGGCUAGAGCAAUAAUUGCAAGGGAAAAGAGAGCGGCCAAGGCAAAAAGAUCUACGACUGCUGCAGCGAGAGCAAGCCAAGCAGCCCUUGUUACUCCAGGAAUGCUCUUGAAGUUCAUGUUUUAA
This is a messenger RNA of Prunus armeniaca (apricot), 240 nucleotides long. The record is from the annotation of a GenBank genome assembly. Lineage: Eukaryota; Viridiplantae; Streptophyta; Magnoliopsida; Rosales; Rosaceae.